AAUUUUAUUCUGUGUUGGUAGAGGCUAUAAUUUAUUUGGGUUCUUGACGUAUGUCAUUAUCACCUAAAACUUGUUGAAAGUGAUUAUUGUUUUCGGUUAUCUCUCAGGAAUUAUUUAAACUCUGUGAAUUUCAGCCAUCAUGAAUUCCAGGAGAGGGUUGAACGUUCACGAAAUUAUAUCGGCAUUAGAAGAUGAUCAUAAUAUACUGUCUGCAGAUAUAUUUAUCACACCACCUGAAAACAAUGACUUCAGCGAUGAAGACAGCGGAAGCGAAGAAGCGGGAGAAAUAGGUAAUCUUACGCGUCGGCAACUACUAGCAGAAGCUGAGGUGCGAUGCCAGCUACCAUCAGCAGAUGGGGUCCUGGAAACCGUAGAUGGAAUUCCAUUUAUAAAUCAGGAUGAACAGGAACAACAGCCGUCCGCGUCUCAGUCAAAUGAACCACCUGCAAAAAAAUCUAAGACUAUUGUCACGAGGAAGUGGAGACAAAAAGAUAUAGCUGCAAACCCUGAAAGGGAGUCGAUGCAACCUGAUUUCGUUUUAGAUAAGGAUAAUCCAUUAGAUUUUUUUGAGAUGUUUUUUGACGAAGAAGUUUUCGAGCUCCUGCGGUCUAGCACGGAACAAAAUGCAAUUGCAAAAGGACAUGUCAAUUUUCGAGUCACUGUUGAAGAAAUUAAAAACUUUAUCGGUAUUUUGCUUUUGUCAGGCUACAAUAGCGCUUCACGCUAUAGAUUAUACUGGGAUCAAAGUAUUGACACUCAUCAUCCAGGAGUUGCAUCAUGCAUGACUCGUAAUCGUUUUGAAGAGCUUUUACGUUUUUUUCAUGCAUGCGAUAACAACCGCCUACCUUCUGACGAUAAGUUUGCAAAAGUAAGGCCACUGUGGAAUCUUAUGAAUGAGAGAUGGCUAAAGUUUUAUCCCGGAGACAAACAUUUGUCUAUCGAUGAGUCUAUGGUACCUUAUUUUGGAAAACAUGGCGCAAAACAACAUAUUCACGGUAAACCAAUACGUUUUGGCUAUAAGAUUUGGUCACUGUGUACACGAUUGGGUUAUCUUAUUUAUGGAGAACCUUACCAAGGAGCUAAAACUGGUAACACCAAUCCAAAUCUAGGCGUUGGAGGCUCUGUAGUGACAAAUUUGAUCGAACUGCCAAGUGAUAACCACUACAGUUUCUAUAUUGAUAAUUUUUUCACUUCUUUACGUUUACUAGACGAAGUAAGUCAGAUGGGUCAUGUUAUCACUGGUACAUUACGUGCUAAUAGAACAGAAGGUGCCCCGCUAAAAGACAUCAAGGAGAUGAAAAAGACAUCACGGGGUUCGCACCACCAAAUUACGGAUUUAUCAUCCAACAUGACUUUAGUGCGCUACAACGACAACAACAUCGUAACUAUUGCCUCAACGGAAAGCGGUGUUCAUCCGAUUGGUAAGGUGAAGAGAUGGUGCGGCAAUAAAAGAGUAGACGUAGAUCAACCGCAUUGCUAUCUAUUAUAUAACAAAUAUAUGGGCGGAGUCGAUCGACUCGACCAAAAUGUUGGAAAAUAUAGAAUUUCAAUAAGACUGAAGAGAUGGUAUUGGCAAAUGAUAAUGUUCCCCAUAAAUGCCUGUGCUAAUAAUGCUUUUUCAGUUAUACCGAGUUUCACCAGCAGGCCAAGCUAA
Messenger RNA from Bactrocera dorsalis (oriental fruit fly), 1654 nucleotides. Its product is annotated as piggyBac transposable element-derived protein 3-like. The record is from RefSeq and is a predicted model, not a curated record. Gene Ontology annotation, molecular function: sequence-specific DNA binding. Lineage: Eukaryota; Metazoa; Arthropoda; Insecta; Diptera; Tephritidae.